UGGUGAUUCAAACAUACUUAACUGUUCACAUAUAUAAAUAAAGUAGGUUAGUGUGAGGUUGGUAGUGGUUCACACAGUCAGCUGAUGGUACGGCUGGCAGUCAGGUCCUGAGGCACCAACACUCACUAACUUAACUAACAACAUGAAUUCCUUCGACAGUUUGUUCAACCACCGGAAGUAUCGCAACUUCUUCAUCUCAUUUUUAAUUGUCCUUGUGCUGGCCGUCAUACUUGUAGGCUCUGUACAGUUGUUGAGUGUGGGGUUCACCUCAGGGCACCAGGAUGCUCGCCUCAGCUUGGAAGCUUCUAGUCAUUGGCAGGAGCUGGUGGUAGCUGGGGAUAGUGCUCCCAUCCCGACUAAGACCAGAAAUGACUGCCACUACUUCAACUGUUUCAAUGUGUAUCGUUGUGGCCGCAGCGGGAACCAGCGCAUGUCUGUGUAUGUGUACCCCGUGGCUCGCUACGUGGACGAGGACCACGUGGCCAUCAAGCCAAUGUCUCGUGAGUUCUUUGAGGUUAUUGACACCAUCCUGAACUCUGAGUACUACACCCCCAACCCAGAGGAUGCCUGUAUUCUUGUUCCUCCAAUAGACACACUCAACGAGAACAACCUGAGGAAGGACAAGAUAGCUGAGGCUCUGGCCAUGCUUCCUCAUUGGUCCGAAGGUGAAAACCAUCUACUGUUCAACAUGUUGCCGGGAACUCCCCCAGUAUUUGACACAACACUCAACCUGGCACGAGGGAAGGCGCUCGUUGCCGGUGGAGGCUUUUCCUCGCUCACCUACCGCCGGGGAUAUGACAUAUCUCUGCCCGUGUACAAUCCAGCUCAUCAGAAUUCUCCCGUGGGAAGAAAACCAAUAGGUUCCCGGCGCUGGUUCGUGGUGUCAUCACAGGUCAACAUCCACCGUGACUACCGUGAGGACCUGGAGGCACAGCUUCUGGACAAAAAGUUACAGCGUGAUGACUUACUCAUUUUGGACAAGUGUCAUCCCUACACUAACCUCACUGUCAGGUGCCACGGCUCUCAGGUGUUCUCUUACCCACAGGUGUUGAGGGAAGCCAAGUUUUGUUUGAUUAUUCGUGGAGGCCGCCUGGGUCAGAGUGCCUUUUAUGAUGCCAUGCGUGCUGGCUGUGUCCCUGUGGUUGUGGCUGAUGGAUAUGUGCUGCCAUUUUCUGAGGUGAUAGACUGGCGGGAGGCAACGGUUCAGGUGUUUGAAGAGGACUUACCAACGAUGAUGGAGAUGCUGAAGAAGGAUGUGUCUCAAGAAAGACUCAGCCACAUGCAACAACAGGUGUUGUGGUUAUAUGAAAGGUACUUCUCAACAAUGAAAGACAUCACCUUGACAACACUGAAGGUCCUCAAUGACCGAGUGUUCCCGGCUCACCAGCAGUCGGUGCAGCAGUGGAACACCCACCUCGUGCCCUCCGCCGUAGACAACCCUCUCUUCCUGCCCAUCACGGCCCCGGCUAAUGAAGGGUUCACGGCAGUUAUUCUCACCUACGAUCGUCUGGAGUCGCUGUUUCAGGUGAUUCAGACAAUGGUGCAGGUGCCCUCACUGUCUAAGGUGCUCGUUGUGUGGAAUAACCAGAAGAAAGCUCCUCCACAAGCCUCCAUGUGGCCCAAGAUAAAUGUGCCGCUAAAGGUGGUUCAAACACGAGAAAAUAAGCUGAGUAACCGCUUCUACCCUUAUGAAGAGAUUGAGACUGAGUGCAUCCUUGCCAUAGACGACGACAUUAACAUGAUGACAGCAGAUGAAUUAGAGUUUGGUUACCAGGUCUGGCGUGAGUUUCCCGACCGCAUUGUUGGGUUUCCACCACGAAAUGUUUUAUGGAACAACGACUCCCACAGCUGGAAGUACGACUCAGAGUGGACUAAUGAGGUGUCGAUGGUGUUGACAGGUGUAGCAUUCUACCACAAGUACUGGUCCUACGUGUACACCACCCAGCUCCCGGGCAACAUCAAGGAAUGGGUCGACACCAACAUGAACUGUGAAGAUAUUGCCAUGAAUUUCCUUGUGGCUAAUCUGACAGGAAAGGCUCCCAUUAAGGUCACACCAAGAAAGAAGUUCAAGUGUGGUGAAUGUACAAGUGGGGAUCUGUCGGCCAACGAGGCCCACAUGGUGGAGCGCUCUCAGUGUGUCACUCACUUCACUCAGGUGUUCGGGACGAUGCCUCUCAAGACCGUGGAGUUCCGGGCCGAUCCCGUUCUCUUUAUGGACAACUUCCCGGAGAAGCUCAAGUUAUACGAUGAUAUGGGGAGCUUGUAACACACUUGUUGUCUAUGACACUGUGCUGGCCAAGUGAACCACAUCUCAUUAUUAUCUUUGUUGAAGUAAUGAUGUGAGAGAUGAAGGUCUUAUAGGAGCUGUUUAUCACUAACUUGCCACAACUUUACAAGACUUACUAACAAAUGUUUGACCAGCCAUUGUGUUGAUUCUCUUCUGGAUAAGAUUUAUUUAAGAUAUUUACUUGAAUAAUUUUGUGGAUGAACUACAGUCACCAGGACAGCCUUUGACAUGAUAAGUUUGGGGUCAGUAAAGGAUUAAUUAUAUAUAUUUAUGACCUCUAUUAUUAUAACUGUACUUCUCUCUGGGGACAUUGACUGAACAUUACUCUAUCCACUGUCAUUCUUUGCUCUAAUCCACAAAAGUCACGUCAAGUAUUGUCAUCUCUCACUCAAUCAAAGUGUGAGGGAAGCAGGAGAAGGUGCUGAGAGGAUACCAUACAGUGAAGCAUCUAUUUAACAGUACAGUACAGUCCAUUAUAUCAAGGUUCAGGAGAUGUAAUACCUCCAUAUAGCAGACUGUACCUGUUAGAUAGAGUUAAAUAAAGUUUUUACUGUAUGUACUUAAACUUACUUAAAUCAUCUAGGGAUAUGAAAUGUGUAUCAGAUAAUAAUGAUUUAAGAUGGUGAUUCAGGUGUGUGUGUGUGUGUGUGUGUGUGUGCACACGUGCGUAGUGUGU
Molecule: messenger RNA, 2963 nt
Organism: Homarus americanus (American lobster)
Lineage: Eukaryota; Metazoa; Arthropoda; Malacostraca; Decapoda; Nephropidae
Gene: sotv
Product: exostosin-2-like
Exons: 14
Coding region: 143-2266 (707 amino acids)
Cellular component (GO): membrane
Molecular function (GO): glycosyltransferase activity
Source: RefSeq, a predicted model, not a curated record